Molecule: messenger RNA, 2734 nt
Organism: Rubroshorea leprosula
Lineage: Eukaryota; Viridiplantae; Streptophyta; Magnoliopsida; Malvales; Dipterocarpaceae
Source: the annotation of a GenBank genome assembly
CAAAUCAACUACAAAGCUUCCAAAAGCCCCCAAAAUCAUUACACUUUUGCACCUGUUGAUGCAGAAAAAGAUCGUUAGCUUGAUUGCAAAUUUCUUUGCAAGAUCAGAGCUCAGUGAGCUGAAUACAGCUGAGGACACAGAGAUUAACAGGCUGUGGACGUGGUCACAGAACCCUUCCAUAUUAUCAACUUAAAUUUUGAAGCAGCAAUCAUAUUUCAGAGGGAAAACUAGAAGAGGAGUCUUCAAACCAGUACAUACCAAUGAAUCCACUGUCACGAGAAGACUUCAAGUUGAAGGAUACAAAACCCCAACUAGGAGAGCGAUGGCCACAUGGAGUAGUGCGUGGUAGUGGAUGGAUUGGUAGUGAAAGAGCUGCAAGUACUUAUGAUCUCGUUGAGCAGAUGUUUUACCUAUACGUCCGAGUUGUGAAAGCCAAAGACCUUCCACCAAGCCCUGUUACUGGCAGCUGUGAUCCAUAUGCCCAAGUGAAGCUAGGGAACUACAAGGGAAAAACAAGGCACUAUGAGAAGAAAACGAACCCAGAAUUCAACCAAGUUUUUGCAUUCUCAAAAGACAAGAUCCAGUCUUCAGUCCUGGAGGUCUAUGUCAAAGACAGAGAGAUGGUGGGCAGGGAUGAUUACAUAGGGAAGGUGACCUUCGACAUGCAUGAGGUGCCUACAAGGGUUCCACCUGAUAGCCCUCUGGCACCACAAUGGUACAGAUUAGAGCAUCGCCAUGGGGACAGGAAGGUGAAAGGACAGAUUAUGCUAGCAGUUUGGGUGGGAACACAAGCUGAUGAAGCAUUUCCGGAGGCCUGGCACACUGAUGCUGCUUCAGUCGAUGGUGAGGGUGUUUACAGCAUCCGAUCAAAGGUCUAUGUUUCUCCCAAACUAUGGUAUCUCAGAGUUAACGUCAUAGAAGCUCAGGAUUUAGAGUCACUUGACAAAAACCAAUUACCACAGGCUUUUGUCAAGGCUCAUGUUGGGAAUCAGGUACUGAAAACCAAGCUUUGCCCCACAAAAACCACCAAUCCUACUUGGAAUGAAGAUUUGUUAUUUGUGGUAGCUGAACCUUUUGAGGAACAUUUGGAAAUAACGGUUGAAAACAAAGCAACCUCCGCAAAACAUGAAACCAUGGGGAAGAAAAUCUUGCAACUCACCGACUUCGAGCGGCGUUUGGAUCACCGGCCAGUCCAUUCUAAAUGGUACAACCUGGAAAGAUUUGGAUUUGGCGUUCUGGAGGGAGACAAGAGGCAUGAACGCAAAUUUUCGACAAGGAUUCAUCUCAGAGUUUGUCUUGAAGGUGCUUACCAUGUACUAGAUGAAUCGACUUUGUACAUAAGUGAUGUCCGCCCCACUGCAAGGCAGCUAUGGAAGCAGCCGAUUGGGAUCCUUGAAGUAGGCAUCUUGAGUGCUCAGGGACUUUCCCCAAUGAAGUCAAAGGAUGGGAAGACAACCACAGAUGCCUACUGUGUAGCAAAAUAUGGGCAGAAGUGGGUGCGUACAAGAACCAUAAUGGAGAGCUCCAACCCCAAGUGGAACGAGCAAUACACUUGGGAGGUCUAUGAUCCUUGCACGGUGAUCACACUAGGAGUUUUUGACAACUGCCACUUGGGAGGAAGCGAGAAACCAUUAUCUGGGGGUGGAGCCAAAAAUGAUUCAAGAAUUGGGAAAGUAAGAAUCCGACUCUCAACCCUUGAAACAGAUAAGAUUUACACACACUCAUACCCACUUCUUGUUCUGGGAUCAUCUGAGGUGAAAAAGAUGGGUGAGCUUCAGUUGGCAUUUAGAUUCACCUGCCUAUCUCUGGCUCACAUGAUAUACCUCUACGCCCACCCAUUACUACCCAAAAUGCAUUAUCUCCAUCCUUUCACAGUGAACCAGCUAGACAGCCUGAGGUAUCAGGCUAUGAGGAUUGUAGGGGUGCGACUCGGCCGGGCAGAGCCGCCCCUCAGGAGUGAGGUGGUGGAGUACAUGCUGGACGUGGAUUCCCACAUGUGGAGUAUGAGAAAAAGCAAAGCAAACUUCUUCAGAAUCGUCUCCCUCUUCUCGGGAGCCAUUGCCAUGAGCAAAUGGCUUGGCGACGUGCGCUACUGGAAGAACCCGGUGACUACAAUCCUAGUACAUGUUCUGUAUUUCAUACUCAUAUGCUACCCGGAAUUAAUCCUCCCCACAAUCUUCCUCUACAUGUUUCUAAUUGGGAUUUGGAAUUACCGGUUCCGGCAGAGGCAUCCUCCCCACAUGGACACCAAACUUUCAUGGGCAGAAGUGGUUAAUCGCGACGAAUUGGACGAGGAGUUCGACACAUUCCCUACGUCAAAAGCCCAAGACGUGGUGCGGAUGAGGUACGACAGGCUCAGAAGCCUGGCAGGGAGAAUCCAGACGGUGAUCGGAGACAUGGCUACUCAGGGAGAACGGCUUCUUGCGCUGCUCAGCUGGAGGGACCCCAGAGCCACUGCCCUAUUCGUAGUAUUCUGUUUGAUUGCAGCUGUUGGGCUGUAUGUGACUCCGUUUAGGAUAAUAGCUAUGGUAGCUGGGUUGUUCUUGCUCCGGCACCCCAGGUUCCGGAGCAAGCUGCCGUCUGUACCCAUCAAUUUCUUCCGGAGACUACCGUCCCGGGCUGAUGGCAUGCUCUGAAGGGUACUGAAGAUGGGCAUCCAGAGAUUUUUCAUUUAAAAUUUUUUUUAUUUGCCAUAUUGAAUGUUUAUUCCCCAAUAUAAAUUAGGAAAAUAUUU